AUGGAUGAUACUCUAUGUGGAAAAAUUGAUUUUUUGAGGAAGCAUUUACCUGAUGACUUGAAAAAAACUACAUCAAUUGAUAUUGAUGAUAAUUCGAAUUUCGUAAAAUACUGCCCUGAAAACGUUUCAGGAGACAACAUAUGUAAUACUUAUCUCGAUAAAAUUACGGCUGGAUUUUUAUGGUUACUUGCAGAAUGUUAUUCUACAUUAACAAAUAGAGAUUAUAAUCAAAAUAAUACAAAUGCAUUUUUUCUAUAUAUUAUUUCAUGGCUUAGUUACAAAUUAAACCAAAACAAAGGGGAAAAAUUCAUCACAAUAAGCGAAUUUUUUACUAAAAAUGUAAAAAAUAGUGGUAAAUAUAAACAAUUUAUAAGUGAUGCCUAUACAAUUGCAAAUCUUAAGAAAUUCAUGGAUGAACGAAAUGAUUUUCUGGAUAUUAAUAUUGAAGAUUUAUCUAAAUUUUAUGAUACAUCCAAAUUAUUAUGUAAUAUGUAUGGUGACAUUGAAAAGAAUAAACAUGACAAACUGCCAGAGAAUGCGAAUGAUUUUGUUAACAAAUAUGCAGAUCUAAACAAUAAAUAUAAUAAUAAAGGUGACCCACAUCGUCAAAUAUUGUCUGCUUUAUCAACUGAUUAUAAUAAUUUAAAUAAGAAAUAUAAUGGUGUUCAACCUCUUCCAGAGAUAACAGCAAACAUUUCUGCACUAACAUCUGAAGAUACAUCAAAUUCGUCGAUAGGAAACAAAUUAUUUACAGUUUUAUCGAUAUUUGGUGUAAUAGCAUUUUUUUUAGGAAUUUCUUAUAAGUAUUCGUUAUUUGGAUUUCGGAAACGAGCUCAAAAACAAUAUUUAAGAGAAAAAAUAAAAAAAAUAAAGAAGAAAAUGAAUCAUUAA
This is a messenger RNA of Plasmodium yoelii, 891 nucleotides long. RefSeq names its product PIR protein. NCBI's taxonomy places the organism in Eukaryota, Apicomplexa, Aconoidasida, Haemosporida, Plasmodiidae. Bases 1 to 891 code for a protein of 296 amino acids. The transcript has 3 exons. The record is from RefSeq and is a predicted model, not a curated record.